GGGGCGGGGCCAGCAGAGGGGCGGAUCCCUCAAACCUAGCUGCCCGGGUUUCCAAGACAAAUUGGAAACUACACUUCCCAGAAUGCAACGAGGAGACCGACCCGCCUACAGAGAGGUUGGGAGGGACGUCCUCGGCCUCCAGGCAUCUGUACUUCUUCGCCCGCCCACCAGCCUCAUCCUCCCAGGGGCCGGCGGAAUUAAGGGGGACCGGCGGGUCAGUUAAGGGCUAAGGGGACCAGAGCCCACAGCAGGUCUGCCCCCGCUGUCCUUGCAGAAGUUCUUUUUACCUUCCAUCAUCUGUUGCCACCACACCUUCUACAUACAAGCAUAUACAUUUAACCAAAAGGGAGCAAGAGAAGAUCCUUCCAACCCCAAAUGUAGAUUUUCUGAUGAGGAGGAACAGAAUCUUUCAGCAAAUGAGCCAAAAAACCUGGGGAUGAAGAAGCCCUUACUGGUUCUGGUUUCCGCUACUUUCUUAACCUUUGUGAACACGAGUUUCUUCCUGAAAAAAACAAAGUAGAGGAUGGGACCGAGGAGGGGGCAAGAUAGAUAGAAGAAUCUGAGGUGCCUUCAGACUGUAACACUGAAAGACCCAACCUCCAGGUACAGCUCAAGGCUCCAGGGCAUUCAGCAACCGGAGACCUGCGGGUUCUCAUUUUCACAUUUGACAUUUUAUGACAACACCAAUUCAUCACAUAAUUAUGUUGUUUAAUAUGCGACAAGGAGAUUUCAAAAAGAUUACCUCUGGCACUGCCUUCAAGAAAUGAUUGGAUAGCUGCCUUGUAGAAGGAAGGCGGUUAUUUCAUCUUUGACUUUCCAAGAGAGGAAUACUUAACGCAUCAGAAUUCUCCUUCCCAACUGAGUUGAUGAUCACCCAACUGAGGGCAUUAGUGGACUUCAUCAUAGCCAUUCCUCUGACCUGGCUUAGUACGUGGCAUCAUUUCCAAGUGCUGAACGAACAAAUGAAUAUUACAUUUGAGUACUUUACAUUUACCUGGACUGCCGUAAAUUCCGGAAGUGUCUUACUUUAUGAAGACCACAUGUACGCAAAAACUCAAACUUAAAAACACAAAUUAAGAAACAUUUCAUGUUACAAAUGGCUUCUAUAGUUUGCAGAAGAUUUAUUAUAGCACUCCUAUAAAUAAUGAAGUACUCUUCUGGAUCAGUUUUCACAAAUUUGAUUACACACAACUACUAAGUGCUUCUUUGUGACCUGUGGUAGCCAGUGUGAGCGUCUGUGGUAUGCUAAGGCCCCUACUUUACUGACAGCCACAGUUAAGCCAUGUUAUAUAAAAUAAAAUAAAUAGUCCACUGUCCCCAGCAAAGUGCUAGUACAGUACUGAGUACGAUUUUAGACUUUUUCUUCUUGAAGAAAUGAAAAAUAAAAAUAGAAAUUAAUUUCAAAAGGCUAAAUAAGAUCCAAGUUAAGCUCAAUUCUGCCCAAAGCAAAGCAUAUUGCUGUCACUUCAAAAAUAUUGCCAUCAUUACUCUCAUCUGUUAUUUCUAAUUUUAUUUUUCUUAUACUUUAUUUUAUUUUGCUUAUAUUUAAAGUGAUGGCCACAUAAUAUAUUUGUGACUCAGAUGUAAGGUUUCUGCAUCCAAUUUGACUCAGAGACAGAAGCUGCCCAGAGCCAAGCCCUUUCUGCGGUACAUGGAUACUACUGAGAUUUAAAAGCAUUUCAGCACACCAAGUAGCAAUCUGGAAGGAAUGUCACCUUUUAACAUUAUGUGAGAUGACACUGCUGAGAACAAGGCUGACUCCCCUCAGGAUUAUAAAACAUCUGAAGCAGUUCUAAGUUAACAUCCCAGCAAGACCACAACCAGAGACUUUUAAUUUGUGUGUUAUAUGUGUGGAAAGGGAGAAGGAGAGAGAGAAGAAACCUGACACAAAAAGACAUAAAAAAACACUGUAAUAUAUCAGGAAGAGGAUGAGCCAGAGAUGAAGAUAAUAUAUAUGAGGAAGCAUUAUUAUGGGGGGAGAGGCCAACAGACACAGUUUAAAGUUGAUACAUAUGGGGAGUUGGCUUCACAAUGGAAGUGGAAUAUGCAGUAGUCUUUAUUUUUGUUUGCUUUGUGUACUUUUUUUUUUUUUCUGGCUUUACUGAGACAUCACUCACAUUGGAUAACAGUUUGUUCAAUAAGAAAACAGCAACAGUGCAUUCAUUAGGUGAUUAUCACAGAGAUGAAAUUGGCCUGAUCCCAUGUCCUGAAGCUAGGUAUAACCGGAGUCCCAUAGUCCUGGUUGAAAACAAACUUGGUGUGGAGAGCUGGUGUGUCAAGUUCCUCUUACCAUAUGUCCACAACAAGCUCCUUUUGUACAGAACGAGAAAGCAAUGGCUAAACAAAGAUGAACUGAUAGAUGUCACAUGCACCUUGCUGCUUCUAAACCCAGACUUUACCACUGCAUGGAACGUAAGAAAAGAGCUGAUCCUCUCUGGCACUUUAAAUCCAAUUAAGGACUUAUAUCUGGGAAAACUGGCCUUAACUAAAUUUCCAAAGAGUCCAGAAACGUGGAUUCACAGGCGAUGGGUGCUACAGCAGCUAAUUCAGGAAACCUCUUUGCCUUCCUUUAUGAUGAAAGGAAACUUGGGGACGAUUCCUGCAGAAAGGACACAGAGACUAAUACGAGAAGAGCUGGAGGUCUGUGGUGAAGCGGCAGGGAGAUACCCAAGCAACUAUAAUGCCUGGUCCCAUCGCAUCUGGGUUCUACAGCACCUGGCCAAGCUAGAUGUCAAGAUUCUUCUUGAUGAACUGUCUUCUACUAAACACUGGGCAUCCAUGCAUGUUUCAGACCACAGCGGAUUUCACUACCGCCAGUUUUUGUUAAAGUCUUUGAUUAGCCAAACUGUGAUAGAUGGUUCUGUAUUGGAGCAAGGCCCUUUGAGAAGUGACCCAGCUCUAGUUCACCCAAAAGAUGAAGAAGAAGCAGCUUCAACAGAGGAAGCAAGGAUAAAUCUUCCCCAUCUUCUAGAAGAAGAAGUUGAAUUCAGCACUGAUCUUAUUGAUUCCUACCCAGGACAUGAAACCCUUUGGUGUCAUAGGCGGCAUGUUUUCUACCUUCAGCACCACUUAAGUGGCAGGUUUUCUCAAAGCGUGACCCAGCUAUCACCUGUAGACAGCCCUGGGGGGACUCUGAGUGACUCACACCUCACUCCAACAGGCACACACGUGUCUCAGGCCAUGGAGGUGGAUGGGCUGAAUGACUGUAGCAAGCAAGGCUAUUCCCAGGAAACUAAACGCCUGAAGCGGACCCCAGCUCCAGACUCCCACGGCCUGGAAAUGGAGCACAGGUUCAUCGAUCAAGUAUUGUCCACCUGCCGGAAUGUAGAACAGGCCAGGUUUGCCAAUGCAUACAGGAAGUGGCUGGUUACGUUGAGUCAGUGAAAGAGGUGGAUUAGUCCUGUGAGGUUCCCCUUUUUAGUGCAAUAUUGCUUUCCUUUCUUCCUUAGAUAGUUGCAUGAACUGUUUGCUAUUAUGUGGUCUUCAUCUUUAGGUUAAAAGUCCAUAGUAAAUCUUUCAUUUUAUUUAUUUUGUUAAGAACUGGCAUUCCUUUGAGGAUAAAAUAACUGUGUAGUUUCUUCCUGCUAAACAGUGAGUCUUAAUGUUUUUUCUUAUCCUUUAUAUUUCUAUAUGUGAAGCUUCUUACUCGGCUCACCUAACUGGUUCACAAACAUGUCUACCCAUCUCUAUGCAAUUGCUGCAUAGGCUAGUGGUUUUUUUUAUUUUUUAAUUUAUGUUGUUGUUCAGCUUUAGAAUAAUACGAGCUCAAAAUUACUCCAUCUAAUUAUUUGAGAAUCAAAUGGCCAGAUAGAUGGAUUUGUGAAAAUAUAAAUCAUUUCUCUUUUCUGAUGCAAGUUAUUGACCAGUAUAACCAAAGUCAGAAGUAUUGGAAUUUAUAUAAAAAACAUGCUUCCAAUGUGUAAUCCAUUUUAAAAUGGUUAUUUUAAAAGAAAAAUGAAUCUUAAGGGUUUAUGCAAUUACUGGGAAAUUAUUUUUGUUACUAGUUUUGAUAGAUUCUCUUUACCUCAAAUUUGGUAUAGGCCAAAAACACUCAAGUUAGCCCCUAUAAAAAUCAUUUGUUUUUAAACCUGGAAUGCCAUUUUUAGUUAUUACUAUUUUUCUUUUAAAUUCACCAUGAAAAGUGGGAAAAAUAUGCAUGAAGAUGGAUCCAUAAAAAUCUUUCUUUUUAAAAAUUUAAGUUCUUGAUAUAUUUAAACUACAGAAUUUUUAUGAAGUGAAGUGAUUAUUAAAAGUUUGCUGGCAAAUGCCAGAGGAAAGAAUAGCUUUUGAAGGUUAGUUCUUCACCCUUUAUUUUAAAAAAUAAAACAACUUAAAGACUUUGAUAUUAAGCUUAUCAGGGAUGAGGUACCAAAGUAGCCACCUCACAACUGUAUCUUAUCUUUUCAAUAAUAAGGGCUGGGUUUUUCAGGUCUGUGAGGCGGGGUGGGAAGAGGGCCUGGUAAUGUUUACUUUCUUAAUAUAUUUUCCCCUUUGUAAGUGGUCUGUGUUUGUUCUUUCCUUUCCAUGUACCUUUUCUUUAUUUUCCCAAUCUACCCCAUAUUUUUUGAUACUUUCACUUUUGUAUGUUUUUCUUUGUCUUUAGGAUGUAUAUAAAUGAUAUAAUCUAUCCUCUUUCCAGUGAAUUUCAUACCCCAUUAAACACACACACACAUACACACACACAAAAUAUUAAUAUGAACUGCCCCUCUAAAGGUUCCCCUAAUGAUGGAAACUGCCUAUUGUUCUAUGUGCAUGAAGAAUGUAAUAGUGGCCAAAGUAAGUGACUGCCAGACUUUUCUUGUUCUCCUUUUUACUUGCUGGGUCACCUGUAGGGUGAGGGAACAGACAGAGAAAGGCAGACCUCUCCUAUCUUCUAUUAUGGAAACCUUGGGCUUGAGUGAGGCACACUGCCUUAAGCUUUGGGGAAGAAUAAGUUCCUUUUGUGCACCAUUAAUUUUAAGUAGUAAAUUGUCAGGUGAGACUCAAGAACACCAGAAAAAUUGUUCAGCCCCACUCUUGUAGACAGAAGUUGCUCUUCUCUCUUGGGGCAGAAUUAACCUAUAAUUUUUUAGUUUUCUUAGAAUUUAGGUAAGAAAACAAUUGCCAUUAUGAACAUAAUACCAUGGCCCUUUGUGUACAAAGCAUAUUUUGAAUCAAAUACCUCAAGGUCUACCUAGACCUCUAUGGAUAAAACCAUUAGUUUGUGAUUUUCAGCACCUGCAGGGGAUGGUGGGGAGGACUACACACAGAGGACAUGAGAGAAUCAGCCCAUUCCACUGAAUACAUGUUGCCAAAUCCUGACCUCACUCAGUAUUACCUUUUUUCCACACACCAUUCUAAGUAUCCCAAGUAAUAGGGCUGCUUAUGCUUUGAUGUGAGAGUGUCAGGACAGGAAUAUAGACAAUACCCUGUGAAACAUCAGCUCAAUUUGAUAGUGCUCCACACUUUUUUAUAGCCUCCACCUUUGAUAUUAUCUGUCUUCAUAUGUUUUAAGGCCGUUAAUCGCCCCUUUAUGAAGCCAUCAGUCCUAUCAGAUAUCUUGGUCUCUUGUCUUCCUAAUAAAGUUUUGAAUAGGGAGUAAAAAUACAAAUAUCUAAAGGAUAUUUACUGUUUGUGACUUUUGUGUGCUACUUUAUUUCUAAAAUCUGCAUUUUUCAAGGGUUCAUUAGCUAUAGCGCCAUACCAUCUCUUUGACUGAGUUCAUGCAGUGGAAAGGAUGUGUCUGUUUUCAGGGACUUGUUAGUCUUUUUUUUUUUUUCUUUAAAUAUGUCAUUGUUGAAAAAAUACGUUAGGUGGACACACAUUUCAUCAAACUUUCAUUGUAAGAAUAGUAGGCCAUCAUCCCAUCCUGUGGAUCAAGAAUACUACUGACAAACCAAAAGCAAUAAGAUCUGUAAAUACCUCCACCAGUACCUUCCUCCCCCACCCCCUCUUUUUUUAAGUAUACCUAUUUUGGUAAUACGGUGUUCCCACAUUAUACCGUGUGCCUUGCACAUUGUGAGGACUCAUUAAAUAUUUAUCAAAUUAAUACAUGAUUAACUGAAGAAGGGAAAGAUUGAUCAUGAGUAAUGGACAGAAUGAGUUAUGAUUGAGAAAUUGAUGGAUUAGAGCAAUGGAUUGUGAAUAAAUGAUGUAUUCUAGCUUCAUGAUCCUUCAGGUGAAGUGAACUAUUACAUAUAGAAUAAGUUAAUUUAGAUUUUUUUUCUUCAUUUAACUACCUUGUUUAAGCUUAAGUCCCAGCCAAGAAAUGCAGCUCUGUAAUUAUGAAUUAACUAUACUUUAAAUAUAUAUUAAAAAUUCAUAGAACAAAGCUUGUUUGCAUAAGAACACUACUUUCUGCUCGGUUAUGAUAUUGGAGGACAGAUCUUGCCAAUAGAGCCAGAUAUACUUUGGGGCAUUUGAAGAAGUUCUUUGAUUUCAAAGACUUGUUGAUCUGUAUUUGUGACUGGAUAGUCAUGUUAAGCUUCUCCUUUUCUCCUCCCCAGCUUGAACUGUGGAGCUUUUAGGUAUUUCUUAAAACUAUGUGAGUUUUUUUUUUUUUUUUUUAAAGGAUUAGUUUCUUAUUAACAUCCCCUUUUUCUUUUCUAGGUGUUUUUUUUUUUUUUUUUUCUUUUCUAGGUUUUAACAUUUUCUUACCUCUUUGGAAACUCUGGGCCCAGGCUCUCAGUCAUAUCCCCUAGUCCUGUGGUACAGUUUUAAUUAAAUGAAAGACUUCAUUAUUAACAGGAUUAAAUCUAUACAGGUUUUCACUAAAAACCAUUUAAAUCUUCAGAUGAGGGUUUAUGUGACAUCAGAUUUGAAAACAAAAGUUCCUGGACUUGAUGUAGCAGCUUUUAGGAAAGCAUACAUGGUAGACUUUGUGUGAUUUCGAUAUAUUCAGGUCAUGUCAAUUCAUGCUUAUUAUAUUAAAGAGAACUUUUAAUAUUGUUGAGAACAAAUCAAUAGUAAUAAUUUUCUGUAGCACAAGAUGGUAUCUGCCAUGGGCUAAAUAUAAUUUAGGAGUACAACUGCCUCUUGCUGUACAACAGUGUAAUCUCUAUCUUAGUCCCUCUUAAUUACACAAGAUACUAAAGAUUUAGUUAUAAAAGGAAGUAACAUAUAUUCCCUUUUUUUUGGAGAAAGUUUUUAUAAGCUUACGGUUAUUUUGUUACUAGAAAAUUAUAUUUUAAAACUUUAAAAUGUUUAUAAUACUCUAGAAAAUCUGAACAGCAUCAUUUACAACUUUUUUCUCCUGAGUAACUCUCAAAUAGAACUGUGCAAACCCUGGUACUUGACUUGCUGCCAUCUCCCCAUGCCUAGACAAUAUUCUUAAUAUGCUCCUGUUUAACAGAGAUGUACAUUGAGGCACAGGAAAGUAUAGACAAAUUCAGUGGCAUGAAGGCAGUGAGCAGGAAAAAAAAUCAACCCUGAAAAUUCUCCCUGUCACACAGUGUCUUUUAAAAAAAAUAGCUAAACAUACUGUGUUAAUUUGAGUGCCUUUCUUCCUUCUAGAGGGAGCAAGAUUAUAUUUAAUGUUUAAGUAGAAAACAAAGAAUGGAAGUUCUAUCACAGUUGAUUGUAACUCAUUGUAUUGACAGUUGCUAGGCCUGGUCCCAUGGAGUUUGUAUGCUUUCAUGAGAUACUGAUAUGAGUAGGUAGGAUGCUUUGGUUUGUAUUUCUUAGUUAGCAUUGUUAAGUACCCUAUCAAGAAGAAUUCGUUCUUUCCCUGUGGCAACUAACUUUUUUGGGUGUCGGAGGCAUUAUAUUUAGAAGAGAACAUGUGCAUAAUUAGAAAUCAGUGGGAAGCCUGGGCAGCCCAAGGUCAAGGGAAACAGUGGCGCUGUGCCCUACAAGAAAGGCCAUAUGAUUGUUCCAAAUGAAUCCUUUGCCUCACUUGAAGGACUUAAAGAAUUCCCUCCCAAAUUCCAUGUUGAAGGAAAAGAAGUAAAUACGGAGAUGAAAUUUAAAAUGUGGCAUUUUAUAUAUAUGAGUAUGGAGAAGGGAGGGACCUAAGGUCCUUAUUUCAAGAAAGCAAAUAACUUGUCAUUGUAAUUUCAUAAAACUAUAAGCUAAAGAUUCCAAAGUGCUUUCCAGAGGACUAUUGAAUAGUAUAUUCCUAAAUGGCAGCAAUAUGUCAUAGUUCAUAGUGGAUACAGAAAACCAUUAUGUCAGUUGUAGAUCUAGGGGGUAUGUAUGUGUGUGUGUGUGUGUGUGUGUGUGUUGCAGGGGGUGCCUCUAGCUCUCACCUUGGGACAUCAUAUUCUGGUUAGGCCAUGUUAACACUGUAAAAACCAAACUCUUCGCUAAAAAACAAAUAAAGAGCAGUAGCUUAGUCUGCAGAUGAAACUUUAUGCUUCCAAGAAUAUUAGCUCUCUAGAGGUUGUGCUUUUUUGGACAAUACUCUGGUCCACAAAGCUAACCCUGGCAUUUCUUUUAUUAAUCUGUUAUUCCUCAGGGUGUAGAAGAUUUAGUGAAUUUAGGACAAAAUUUUAUAUGCAGUGGCAAAAAAAGAAAAGGCAAAAAUAUGCUAAAUAUAUUACUAGCUCUUAAAAUUUUAGUAUAGACAGUAUUUUUGAUAAACCGCUACCAGUGCAGUAGCUCAUAGAUGCCCUGUGACUGCCUCAUCGCUCAUCUCGCUGCUUCAGUCCCCAUGGCCCUAUUAUGAAUGUUCUCUUAUACACGUCUUCUGUGGAAACAAUUUCUGGAAUAUAUUGUUUCCCACGUUUGGCAGAGGUGGCGUUUUAGCUGACAUCAGUCUGUUUGUGGAAAUCCUAUUCAGAAAAUGAUUACUAUUGGUGCUCAGACUGACAGCUGUUUCGCUUCUUAAAACUUCAGUUCCCCUGAAAGAGACCCUGUAUGUGUUCAGCACACUGCAUAAUGCCUUGUACCUUGUAGGGAUCCCACGGGUCAGAAUUGUUCAAGGCUAGGGAGUUAAAACUAGCUUACCACUAUCUCAUCACCAUUGCCCACAUUCUUAGCUUCAGGAGAAACACGGUAUUGUGCUUAAGAUAUACAAUUCGAUUCAAAUAUGCCAGGCAAGAGAUACAACUGCACACCUCAAGUGAAAUUCAGAUACUCUUAAGACGUGUGUGUGCAUAUUCACAUAUCUAUAUGUAUAUACAUCUAAAUGAGAUUUGGAACUUGAAUUUAUAUAGUGAUUUUAGAGAAUUUUACUUAAAGGGUUUUUAUUUUCGUAUAUGCUUAAAGUGCUCCUAUUUCAAGACCGUUUUCUUUAUUAAAUCAGCCCCCUCGAGCAAAGUUGGAAACCUAAUGCAAGUGCCAUUUGCCCAAAUUAACCAGAUAUUUGUGUAAACUAUUUACUUUGUCUUUGGAUGCUUAUGAACCAUGACAUUCUGACUUUUCUUCCAUACCUUUAGGGAAUCAGCCUUAAUUUCCUGUAUGGCUAUCGCUUUCCUCAAAGUACUAUGCAGCAUACUUCAAAUGUUUAUCUUUAUAAAGUGAUUAGUAAUAAAUCUGAGGUGUUUUCAUGUCCUAGGGAUGAAUAAUUCCACACACUCAGAUACUGACUCACACAGCAUUCUAUUAAAAGUGCUCAUAUAGUACCCUCCCUCACCAGUGUCAUCUUGCAUUUGAAGCAGGUAUUUUUUCCUUAUCAGUUAAAGAAUGAGUGUAGACUGGGUACAGUCCUAGUAGGUGCUCAAUAAAUAUUUAGCUGAUUAUUGAUCUGACAUCAAACAGUUGUCUUUUCACAGAGGAGUCUAUUUUUAGAGUAAUAUAUGUUUGAAACUGAAAAAUUCUAUCAUUUGAAUGACGAGGCUCAUUUAGGCUGGAGUUUAGUAACAUGCAAUAACAAUACUAUUUGUGUAGAACAUUCUCUGAAGAUAGGAGAUGGGAAAAAUUUAAGCAGUAUCUUUUUGUGCAAGGCACAUUAAUAAAGUGAGUAAGUUAAUGUCUUAAUAGGCUGCUGGACUCGAGAGAGAACUGCUGUAGACUUCUGUGAUCAGUUUCUGUGUUGGUAAACCUAGUAUCACCUGUCUUAGGUUCUGUUCAGUUUUCCCCAACUCUCGGUUGCUUUCCAGUGUCUUAAAAGUAGUUGUGGUAAAAUGUGAAGUUAUAUUAAAUAACCUAUACUUGUUUUCUCAGAACAUCUUUAAUAUGAGAGAGAAAUUUUUAUGAAUGAUAACAGUAGUUUCAGAAUCUGUUAAUUUGUGGCUUUCAGAUCAUUUUUGACAGGGCUUGCCCAAUGUGAACAGAUUUAAAUAGUUUAAAAACAAACAUUCCAACCUGAGCUGUGAGGAACAGAGUGUCGAGUACUCGUGUAACUGGGCAUGGCCUCCUGGCGAGGUUCUUGAUCCCUGACUGUGAUACUGAUUUCUGACUGUGAAGACCACCGUCAGUAUUCUAGUUUGACGUGUGUUCUUCCUUGAAGACGAUGAAAUGAGUGCUAGAUUAACUUGUAUUUGAGAUGGACAGGAUAAAAAAUGAUGUGGUAUAAAUAUGCCAGAUAUUUAUACACACUACUACAAAAACUAAAAAAAGGAGGGAAGAAAAUGAUAAAAGGUCAGUGUUUUGGUUUGUUUUUUUAUAGCCUCUAAAAAAAUUUCUUUUUAGAUCCAAGUCCCUCGGACACUAAGCAGUUGCUUACUUUAUUUAACACUGUGGGACUUUAAGGGUUAGUUUCUCAGAUACCAUCAAUAGUCUGCUAUUGGAAUUGACCAUGUGUGUGAACUUUACAUUGCUUGAAGAUUUUCCAGAAGUGGAGUAUUUAAGUAGCAGUUGUAGUUGUUUAAGAUUUCCCGUAGGUUGUGGUUAAAUGGACAAGUUACAUAUAUGAUCUGUGGUGCAAGGGCAGAUCCUGGGCAUUAAAGAUAAGUUUGGCUAACUUGUUUUACUGAAGAUACUAAUUGUCUUCCCUCUCCACUGCUGUUUUUCUUAAACUCGUUUCUUUCCGUGUAACAGUCUGCAUUGAAAGUUCUUUUAGCUCUCACAAUGUACUAAUUCACAUUUUUUAAGGAUUAAAUAUUUUAUGAAUUCUUUUUACAUUUAAAAUGUAUACCUUGGAGAGGGAUAAAAAUAAAUUUUGUGGUAAAGUCUGUGCAGAGGGUGCUAUGGUGUCCUGGGAGUGAGUUCUCCAGAGCGCUUAAAGUAUGAUGCUAAAUUUGAAGGCUAAUAUAAUGACUAUAGAUUAUUUGUAUUAGCACUGUCCAAUAGAAACAAAUGGGAGCCAUAUAGGUAAUUCUUAAUUUUCUAGCAGGCACAUUAAAAGAGAAACCGGUGACAUUAUUUUUAAUUAACUCAAUAUAUUAAAAAUACCAUUUUAGUAUGUAAUCAAUAUACAUAAUUAUGGAGAUAUUUUGCCUUUUUUUUUUUUUUUUUUUUUUUGGCCCUGAUGGUAGGUUUUUAAAAUUCAUUGUGUAUUUUGCACUCACAGUGCAUGUUAGUUCUGGUGAGCUAGAAGUGCUCAAAUAGCCACGUGGCUAAGGGCUGCUAUAUUGGACGGUGCAGGUUCAUAGGGUACAGAGUAGGACUUUAUUUUAAAUUGGGAGAUGGUGUGGUCAGGUAGGCAUGAAAUUAUGGUACUUUAAAAAUUACUUUGUAUACUUAGAAAAGUAUCUAAUAGAAUUAUCCACAUUGUCUUCAUUUUAAAUUUGCUGUAGAACUAGCUCAAUCUGUUCCAAUUUGCCAAGCAUUAUUAAGGAGGAAGAAAUUCCAUGCCAUGUAAAAUACCAUGAUAUGCUCAUUAUAACAACACAUUAUUAACACAUUUUUCAAUGUGUUCACUAAAUUCUGUCCUGUUUCUUCAAAGUAAUAGCUUAAAUUGCAUGUUAAUUGUAUAUCUGUACUUGUUUUGUUUUUAUAUUAUUAUUAUAAUAAUGUGUAUUAACAAACAGCCCUAGGAUUCUAAUAUUCCUGUGCAUCUGUCUUCCAGUACUUACUGGUACACUUAUUAAGUUGUUAUAAGUGGCAGAAAAGUAGAAUGAACCAUUGGUUUUUUCCAUUAGAUUGUUUUUAUCAUGUGAUCUGUACCAAGCCAGCUAUAAAUUAUUAUAUUUCUGUAGACUAUGGAAAAUAGUGUUUAUGUCUUAUCUUUACUAAAUGUUUGCAAUUUCUAAGUAAACUUUUCAUCUCCUAA
Canis lupus familiaris (dog) is the source of this 12073-nucleotide messenger RNA. RefSeq names its product protein prenyltransferase alpha subunit repeat containing 1 (gene PTAR1). Bases 2032 to 3384 code for a protein of 450 amino acids. The record is from RefSeq and is a predicted model, not a curated record. NCBI's taxonomy places the organism in Eukaryota, Metazoa, Chordata, Mammalia, Carnivora, Canidae. Gene Ontology annotation, biological process: protein prenylation. Gene Ontology annotation, molecular function: protein prenyltransferase activity. The transcript has 11 exons. Gene Ontology annotation, cellular component: cytoplasm.